This is a messenger RNA of Dendronephthya gigantea, 1357 nucleotides long. Its product is annotated as smad nuclear-interacting protein 1-like. The transcript is spliced from 7 exons. Gene Ontology annotation, biological process: miRNA processing. The record is from RefSeq and is a predicted model, not a curated record. The coding region runs from base 231 to 1007 and encodes 258 amino acids. Lineage: Eukaryota; Metazoa; Cnidaria; Anthozoa; Malacalcyonacea; Nephtheidae. Gene Ontology annotation, molecular function: protein binding; mRNA binding. Gene Ontology annotation, cellular component: nucleus.
ACCUACGCACUGUGGCGGAGCUGCAGAUGAGGGCCGGAAAAUUGCGUGUUUUUCCCGCGCGACGUUCGUGUUCCACCCAACUCGUCACCAAUCCUCCGGUUAUUGGCGGAGAAUGGAAGAUGGAGAAUGAAUAUACCGAUUCUUUCCAUUCUUUCUAUCAGUUUUUAGGAAAUUAUAUUAAACUCUAAACUGUAAACAAAAUAUGUAGUGGAUAGUUCUGACAGUAAAUAAUGUCUUCUCGACACAGAGAAAAGCACAGAGAACGUACUCGUUCAAGAUCACCAAACGUAGAGGAACGUGACCGUAAACAUGGUCGUAGUAACGUUCGUGACAGGAGUAAAGAAAGAACAAGGUCAAAAAGAGACGAUGUAAAAACGGAGACAAGAAGAAGGGAGGACAAUGAUCGAAUAAAUUAUGAAGAACGUCGAAUAAAUCACGGUUCUCCUGAUCAGCGACAAUUACAUGAGGAUACAAAAGAAGAGAUCUCAAAAACAAAAGAAGAACCAAAUUUUGAACUUUCAGGAAAGCUAACUGAAUAUACCAAUACAUAUAAGGGUGUGGUAAUUAAAUACAAUGAACCUCCUGAAGCACUUAAACCAAAAACAAGAUGGAGACUAUAUCCUUUCAAGGGAGAAAAAUCUAUGCCUGUCAUGUAUAUCCAUCGCCAAAGUGCUUAUCUCAUUGGAAGACAACGACAUAUAGUCGACUUAGCAGUUGAUCAUCCAUCAUGCUCAAAACAACAUGCAGUAUUGCAGUAUCGCUUAGUAAGCUAUGAAAGAGAAGAUGGCACAGCAGGUCGAAAAUGCAAGCCCUACAUAAUUGACCUGGAAUCAGCCAAUGGAACAUUUUUAAACAAUCAGAAAAUAGAAGCUAGAAGGUAUUAUGAACUCAAGGAAAAGGAUGUGCUAAAAUUUGGCUUCAGUACGAGAGAAUAUGUUCUUCUUAAUGAGAAAAGUAAAGUUUCUGAAGCAGAUGAGGAUGAUCUAUCUGAGGAAGCAGAAGGAUAGUUUAUUUUUGCAGAAAGUGACUUACCAGUAUCAUUUUAGAUAGGAAUGAGCUCUUCUGGUUCCAAGAUUAAUCCAUGGCCUUUUAGGAUCAACAUUCAUUGUAAUCCAACUUUAUUUUUGGUGUACAUUUUGUAUAUAUUUUCCAAACUAGACUUGCAUGCAAUCUUGUAACCAUGCAAUCUUGUAACCUUCAUAAUUGCCUAUCACUAUGAAAGGUUUUAAACAACCAUAAUAAUCCUUUCUUUCAAAGAUUUACAACAAAUAAAUUCACUGUAUUUGUACUAGUAUGGGUAAGUACUUAAAUGUACAGGAAGGGAAUGUAUCCUCAAUGUAACAUUCCUGAGUUUGGG